Dendronephthya gigantea is the source of this 1164-nucleotide messenger RNA. RefSeq names its product pro-epidermal growth factor-like. The record is from RefSeq and is a predicted model, not a curated record. NCBI's taxonomy places the organism in Eukaryota, Metazoa, Cnidaria, Anthozoa, Malacalcyonacea, Nephtheidae. Bases 1 to 1164 code for a protein of 387 amino acids. The transcript has 3 exons.
AUGACUAACAUGGCUUUUGUUUCAACGAAAAUGUUGUUUGCUUUAACGAUCUUGAUUUACUUUGGUGGAAAUCUGAUCAAUUGCAAUGAAGAUAUUCCCAUUUGUGACAAGCAAUUAAAACAACUGAAAGAAGACGUGAAAGACUGGGAAAAGAGAUGUGUGAAACAAAGACUGCAAAACUUGGAUGAAAUUGAACGAUAUUUCACUGAAAGUCAACGAUCUGACAAUGAAACUCAACGAUAUUUCAAUGAACGUCGACGUGAGAAUAAUUCCCCUGGUUGCACGGCAGAAAAGGAAUAUCUCCAGGAGAGAAUGCGUAUGCACUCAGAGAUGUGCUUCUAUGACGGACCUUAUCCUGAGCAAUAUAUGUUUUUGGCGAACAACACUGCAAUCUUGGCUGUCGAUUUAACGACGCUGGAUGCAACAGUCGUCGUAGAUGGAAAAGGAUAUAUGCGGACGCUGGACAUUGACAUGACGAAUAAGAAAAUAUAUUUUGCAGAAUACGAGAAAGAGAUUCGUCGGGCAAAUUAUGAUGGAACUUAUGAAGAGAUCGUUGUGAAGGAUGCUAAGACAUGGGCAUUAACAAUUGAUUGGAUAGGACGUCGUAUAUUCUGGAGUGAUUACUGGAAGCAUAUCAUUAACGUGGCGACUUUAGACGGUAAAGACAGCAGAACGCUGAUUAAAACUCUCGAGCCUCGAGAUAUAGCAAUUGACCCCAUCGAAGGAUAUUUAUUUUGGACUGAGUAUGAUGGAGGAAAGGUGAUGCGAAGCCACUUGGCUACUAAAAAGGAAAAACAAAUACAUGGUUUCAACAGAAAUGGUUUUUACUAUGUGACUCUGGAUUACAACAGGAAGCGAGUGUACGCGUACGAGGGUUGGGGAACAGUUAAUGUCAUAAUUGAAAUGGAUUACGAUGGCCGUAACAGCAAUCAAACAACUAAUUAUAGUUCAGCUGAUCGUCGGAGAUGGAUGUCAGUGGACGGUGUUGGAGAUUUUCUUUACUGGAAAGAAAGAAGUUCACCCAUUGUCAUAAAAAUGAAUGUAACCAGCAGAAAUAUAUCUCGUUAUAUUCCGUUACCAAAAGGCUUCGACGUGAGAAAGCGUCUCGUCGUAGACAAAGAUCGACAGCCUGAAGGUAAGUUCGUACAUUCUGGUAAAUGUUAG